AUGGCCACUGUAGCAGCUGAGACUGUGCUUUGGUGUGUCGUAGAUGGAAGCCUGUCAAUGAAUGAUGUGGAGAUCAAGAGGAGGCCGUACCAUCGCAAUUGCGGGUGUGCAUUUCACAAGUUAAAAGGCAACCGGCCGACUGCUUGCUCUCAUCAUGAAAACAUGUCAUUCCCCAAGAGAGAGUUAUCCGGUAAUUGCUCUUUGUCCAUGGCAGCUUCCAAGUUCUCUUCUCAUUCUUCCCUCUUGAAUGGAAAAUCAGAAACAGAGGAUCUGUACAUUCUUGUCGUGACCCUUAAAGUGCUCCUUGUGGCAACAAAACCUCAGAGGAUGGAUAGCACCGGCUCCUUCUCCAUCUUCCUCCUGUAA
Messenger RNA from Rhodamnia argentea, 366 nucleotides. RefSeq lists its product as uncharacterized. The transcript has 2 exons. NCBI's taxonomy places the organism in Eukaryota, Viridiplantae, Streptophyta, Magnoliopsida, Myrtales, Myrtaceae. The coding region runs from base 1 to 366 and encodes 121 amino acids. The record is from RefSeq and is a predicted model, not a curated record.